Pipistrellus kuhlii (Kuhl's pipistrelle) is the source of this 887-nucleotide messenger RNA. It is a transcript of the gene MRPS18A, whose product is annotated as mitochondrial ribosomal protein S18A. Gene Ontology annotation, biological process: mitochondrial translation. The transcript has 6 exons. The record is from RefSeq and is a predicted model, not a curated record. Lineage: Eukaryota; Metazoa; Chordata; Mammalia; Chiroptera; Vespertilionidae. Gene Ontology annotation, cellular component: ribosome; mitochondrial small ribosomal subunit. Bases 47 to 640 code for a protein of 197 amino acids. Gene Ontology annotation, molecular function: structural constituent of ribosome; small ribosomal subunit rRNA binding.
CGCUCCGGAAGCGGAAGUGCCCAAGAGGUCAUCCUUGGUCUUCAAGAUGGCGGCCCUCAGUGCGCUGGUGUCCCAGUGUGGGCGGCUGUUCCGAGGGCUUCUGGCAGGCCCUGCCGCGACCAGCUGGGCUCGGCCUCCAGAUCGCGGGUUCAGGGAAGUGGUGGAGAUCCAAGAAGGGAAGACAACUAUAAUCAAAGGCCGAAUCACAGACACUCCCCGGGAAAGUCCAAAUCCCCCUAACCCCUCUGGCCAGUGCCCCAUCUGCCGGUGGAACCUGAAGCAUAAGUAUGGCUAUGAGGAUGUUCUGCUGCUCAGUCAGUUUAUCCGGCCUCACGGAGGCAUGCUGCCUCGAAAGAUCACAGGCCUGUGCCAGGAAGAACACCGCAAAAUUGAGGAGUGUGUGAAGAUGGCCCACCGAGCAGGUCUGUUGCCAAAUCAUAGGCCUCUGCUUCCUGAAGGAGUUGUUCCAAAAAAGAAACCCCAACUCAACCGGUACCUGACCCGCUGGUCCGUCCGCUCCGUCAAGCCCAUCUACAAUAAAGGCCAUCGCUGGAACAAGGUGCGCAUGGCCGUGGGAUCGCCCCUCCUGAAAGACAACGUCCGCUACACAAAAAAGCCCCUGGUGUUCUAUCAGGGUUAGAACCUGCCCGCAGCUCCUGCACUCCUGCCUUCCCACGGCUGGCCUGGCCCCGCCAACAUGAAGGACACCGUGGCAUGGACCACCUUCCGUGGCCCGCCGGCAGCGGUGCUGGGAGCCGGGGGCAGGCAGGGCAGUUGGGUUCUUUGGCAACUACGAUGGUCCCCUGGCUGGUUGGGGCCGUACUCUGUGCUAGGGCACAGGAGUUUUGCUCAACGGAAUGUCAUAAACCAGGCUCAUGUUUCACCCA